AGUGUCUGUGCUUGUGCCGUUGUGUUCCCUUCCCAUGUGCGUGCGCAGUGUGCGCGUAACUUCUUCACUGCUUGUAUGUUUUGCAUUUCGCUGUUAAACUUACGACAAACUCGGGCGAAAGUCGAGGCAGAAUGUCGGGGGACAACGUUAUGCCCAAGAUCGACGUUCAGAAGGAGCUGAGCGGAUCGGCGCAGCUCAACUACAUGAAGAUCGUGGAAAGGGAGAACAUGGAGCGAGUGCGGAGGUUGAAACGGAUCCGACACCGAAACCUGCUGACGGGGUUUCUCCUUGCCGGCGGAGUGUGUGGAAUAUUUGCAUACUCGGUGCUUGCCGUGAAGCAGGAGAAGUUUCUAGACAACUUCGAAGAACCAGCUCCAAAGUAGACAAGAUGGUGCCUAGUGUUUAUUCGUGUACAAAGUUAUCUUGUUCCUCGACGCUCAACAUGCGUGGACCCAGUGAAAUGUGUUUGUUUCUGUAAUAAAAGUACAUUUAGUUCACCGUUA
Messenger RNA from Rhipicephalus sanguineus (brown dog tick), 503 nucleotides. RefSeq names its product cytochrome c oxidase assembly factor 3, mitochondrial (gene Ccdc56). The record is from RefSeq and is a predicted model, not a curated record. Lineage: Eukaryota; Metazoa; Arthropoda; Arachnida; Ixodida; Ixodidae. Gene Ontology annotation, cellular component: mitochondrial inner membrane. Bases 132 to 383 code for a protein of 83 amino acids. The transcript is spliced from 3 exons. Gene Ontology annotation, biological process: mitochondrial respiratory chain complex IV assembly.